AUGAGACUUAUCAACAAAUUGCCCUUGCUUGGGCUUGGGUGCAAUCCCUCUAUCCGACCAACCCUCCUCCUCCUCCUCCUCCCCCCCACCCUCACCCUCGCCAGAAACGCCUCCCGCCUCUCCGGUAUCCACGAUGGUCUCAGACGAUCCGAGCGCGCAAGACCACAAGGCUCCAGCCCCAGGGAGAUCCGCCGGGCACCCGAGGACGAGCCAUACAUGACCCCAUCCGAACGCCUGCGGGCACGAGCGCUGGCGCGGCAGAACCCUAUCACCUACAAAAUCCGGAAGGGCAAAAAAGAUAUUACAGAGCCCGCCGGGCCGCCGCGCAAGUCAAGAGCAGCCCGCUUGUCUGACCCUCGAGAUCCCCUCGGGUCUGGAAGCCUCCUGAAGAAAUUUAGAACCGGGACGCUUGUCAAGGAGCUGAGGGAAGAGGGCGGGCUCGGUGGGGAUGGCAAUCUGCAGCACGAUGAUUUCUCCAGGCAGUUGCUGGCUAGAGAGGUCGAGCAGCUGAUGGAUUCUCGCAAGACGCCAGGCAGGAGGGAACGAGUUAGACCCUGGGAGACGGAACGUCAAGAGGCUCGACCCGCGCGGCAUAGUCAUCCGGAGGACAGGUCCUCGGUAUACCUUGGGAAUGAUGAGUGGGAUACGGAGAGACCUCGUGGCAGACAAGACUUUGGCCGAGACAGACGCAGUGUACAGACCUCCCGCGACGAACCCAGCUUUGGUCAGAGGAGGCGUGAGUUUGAGAAGGCUCGCGACGAAAGACGCGACUUUGGCAGACCCAACCGAGGCGAGUCUGAUAGGUUCAGGACCCAUCAAGAGGACGACUAUACGGCCAGCGAGAUGCCAGAAAAGAAGAAGAAAAAGUACGAGCCACCCAUGUCACUACCUUACACCACGGCAGCAUCUCAAUUCUUGUACGGCACCUCCACCGUCGAGGCUGCGCUGGAGGCUAGCCGUCGGAAACUCUACAAGCUGUAUAUCUAUCAGGGUGGAAACCGGCGGAACCAAGCAAAGGACGAGUACUUGUCGGAGCUGGCAUGGAAGAGAGGCGUCAAGGUUGACUAUGUCGGAGAAGACGGGCUCGCACUGAUGAACAAGAUGAGUGGCACUCGUCCGCAUAACGGCUACGUUCUCGAGGCAUCGCCUCUGCCCCAGCUGCCGAUCAGAGCUCUCGGUGAGGUGUCGGCCGAGGAAAGCUGGCCGGGCUUCCGGGUUUCUGUGGGGCACCAGUCCUUGGAAGAAGUUUCCAUCAACGGUACUUCGGAGUUCAUCAUCACAGAGCCGGGCGCACACAAGCCGCUCGUGCUGUAUGUGGACCAGGUCCUGGACCCAGGCAACCUGGGUGCCAUCAUCAGGACAGCCAGCUUCAUGGGGGUCACAGCAGUCGCCGUGUCGAGGAGGGGUUCUGCCCCCGUGACGCCGGUGGUGCUGAAGGCGUCGGCAGGUGCUGCUGAGAACUUGACGAUGUUCAUGGUCGACUCGCCUGUGGACUUUGUGAACGAGUCCAAGGAGAACGGGUGGAAGAUCUAUGCCGCUGUGCCGCCCAAGCCAGGGUCAGAGCGCAAGCAGGUGGACACGCGGACCGUGGAGAAGACGGAUCCUCUCCUGAAGGACCCUUGCGUCUUGGUGAUGGGCAGCGAAGGGGAAGGGCUCUCGCGCCAGCUCCGAAGGGCAGCAGAUUUCGAGGUCAGCAUAGCGAACAUGUCGGGAUCCAAGGUUGUGGACAGCUUGAAUGUCAGCGUGGCCACCGGCCUGUUGUGCUCGGCCUUUGUCAGGGGAAAGAGUCAAGCGCUUGACAGCGGCGUCGAGGAUGCCGGAGCGCUUUUUUAA
Messenger RNA from Cryphonectria parasitica EP155, 1833 nucleotides. RefSeq lists its product as uncharacterized. Gene Ontology annotation, cellular component: mitochondrion. Gene Ontology annotation, biological process: rRNA methylation. Lineage: Eukaryota; Fungi; Ascomycota; Sordariomycetes; Diaporthales; Cryphonectriaceae. The transcript is spliced from 2 exons. The record is from RefSeq and is a predicted model, not a curated record. Gene Ontology annotation, molecular function: RNA methyltransferase activity; RNA binding. The coding region runs from base 1 to 1833 and encodes 610 amino acids.